Molecule: messenger RNA, 1239 nt
Organism: Thyridium curvatum
Lineage: Eukaryota; Fungi; Ascomycota; Sordariomycetes; Thyridiales; Thyridiaceae
Exons: 2
Coding region: 1-1239 (412 amino acids)
Biological process (GO): lipoate biosynthetic process
Cellular component (GO): mitochondrion
Molecular function (GO): lipoate synthase activity; 4 iron, 4 sulfur cluster binding
Source: RefSeq, a predicted model, not a curated record
AUGGCAUCUCUACCAGCGCUCCAGCGCGUCCAAGCACCUCUUCGGAGGUCUUUGACCUGCGCCGUCUCCAGCUCCAGGAGCUACGCCACCAUCCCCUCCGGCUCGACAGAGGCGCCCCAGAAGGCAGCGCGACCUACUUACUUCAAAGACACCUCUGUUGCGCCCUUUUCUGACUUCCUGCCGACCGCGUCUGCCGCAAGCCCGCUCUCACCCUCUGAUGCCUACUCUCUCAGGACCGCCGAAGUUGGGCCCAAGGGCAAGAAGAAGACGAUCACGAGGUUGCCCGAAUGGCUCAAGACUCCCAUCCCGAACCCCGGAGCGAACGAAAAUUUCCGAAAGAUCAAGGCUGAUCUGCGCGGUCUCAACCUGCACACGGUGUGCGAGGAGGCAAGGUGUCCAAACAUCUCGGAAUGCUGGGGAGGCUCGAACAAGGCCGAGGCGACAGCGACCAUCAUGCUCAUGGGAGAUACGUGCACUCGAGGAUGCCGAUUCUGCAGCGUGAAGACGUCUCGGACGCCGCCGCCGCUCGAUCCUCACGAGCCCGAGCAUACGGCAGAGGCCCUCGCCAGGUGGGGGCUCGGAUACGUCGUCCUUACGACUGUGGACCGCGACGACUUGAUUGACGGAGGCGCAAGGCAUCUGGCUGAGACCAUUAGGAAGAUCAAGGCCAAGAGCCCUACAUUGCUCGUCGAGACUCUCACGGGAGAUUUCCUGGGAGACUUGGACAUGGUCAAGAUUGUGGCCGAGAGUGGCCUCGAUGUGUUCGCUCACAACAUCGAGACGGUGGAGGGCCUCACGCCGUACGUGCGUGACCGCAGGGCCACAUUCAGGCAGAGUCUGAAGGUGCUGGAGCACGUCAAGAAGGUACGGGGCGAGGGCAACAUCAUUACGAAGACGAGUAUGAUGCUCGGUCUUGGAGAGACCGAGGAGGAGAUUUGGGAUGCACUUCGAGAGCUGCGGAAGAUCAACGUCGACGUUGUGACCUUUGGUCAGUACAUGCGGCCGACCAAGAGGCACAUGAAAGUCGAGAAGUACGUCACGCCAGACGAGUUUGACCUCUGGAAGCAGCGGGCUCUGGACAUGGGCUUCCUCUACUGCGCCAGCGGUCCCCUCGUCCGCUCCUCGUACAAGGCGGGAGAGGCUUUUAUCGAGAACGUGCUGAGGAAGAGAGCGGGCGAGAAGAGGCUUGCAGGCAAUCCGCUCGGCGGCGCUGUCCUAGCGGACGCGAAGUCCGCGUGA